AUUGCUCAUUAUUGUCAGUCUCGUGCCUAGAAUUGCAAUAUUGAAAUACUGAACAGGCUGCGUACAUCCGUUGCCCCGCUAACCACUUCACUCACGUGUUCCUGGCUUGUGAUGGCGGCUCUGCCUGCUGGUCUAAUAACAAUGGCGCCACGACUUCCUGUUCGGCACCACUGACGUCACUUCCGCCGUUCUUUAAGUGCGAGAGUGUAGAGGACAGCGUCCCCUACACCUUAGUGUGUGACCAUCGGCCUGACUGUAGGGACGGAAGUGACGAAGAUUUCUGCAAGUUCCCUCUAUGUGAUCGUUUGUUAUCUGUCCUUUGCAGCGAUAAGAAGUGCGUUGAUCACACAGACGUGUGUGAUAAUCAAGCGGACUGUGAUGACCAAUCGGACGAACAGCUGUGUCAUGUAGAUUCUUGGAAUGACACUAUUUCUUACCGGGACUUCAUUUUCACAACAUCUCUAAGACUAGAUUUUCAAGAUGGACGACUUAUUCUCAAUAAAUACAAGACAUCUAACAUGUCGAAUGUUUCUUGUCCUGACUCCCACUUCACGUGCACCAGCCUUCAGCAGGUGUGUCUUCCUGUCUACCUCCGUUGUAACGGGCUGUACGACUGUCCUGGUCACGAAGACGAGGCGGCAUGUGACAGGUACACGUGUCCAGGUUACUACCGUUGUCGUGGCUCGCAGGUGUGUGUUCACGACAGUCACGUGUGUGACGGGGUGUACCAUUGUCCACAGCGUGAUGAUGAAAUACUGUGUCACGAAACAUGUCCUCCACACUGUGACUGUCACGGAUGGGCCUUCGUUUGUUCGGACAUUUUCCCUGCCGCUGAGUAUUUCAACCUUCGAUACCUUGAUGCCAGCGGGACAUCACUGACCCUCGCUCAUCUAUGGAACAACAGUUUCCUCGUUCAUCUCUCCCUCGUCCGCUGUAAUCUCACCAAACUGCACCAAGUCACGUUGGGUAACCUCCGCAUCCUUGACCUCAGCAGUAAUAAACUAACAGACAUAAAUAGCAGUCUUUUUGACGGGUGGACAAGCCUAGAGUUUCUAAAGAUAAGCAACAAUCCUCUCACACACUUUUUCUUUCAAGACUUUAUUCACCCUUCUUCUCUCAAGGUCCUAGACAUGUCUUACGUCCGACUGUCAGAAAUCGACUUUGGAAUGUUUUCCUUCUUCUCAAUGUUGACCACUUUGAAUCUGUCUGGUAGCUUUAUUAAUCACGUGACCAAACAAGGUUUUGGUAAUAACAGUCACUUGAGCGUGCUGGAUGUGCGCCAAAGCCCAGUCUCACUGUUCCCUAGAGAAAUGUUUCAAGCUUUGAGCAGACUGGAAACUGUUUUCUCCGACAACUACAAGCUGUGCUGUCCGGCGACACUACCCCGAGGGUUCAACGUGCUCAACUGUCACGCUCCCUCCGAUGACGUGUCUUCCUGUGACGAUCUGCUGCGCUCCAACCUGUACCGCGUGGGUCUCGCCAUCUUUGCCUCGCUGGCCUUAGUGGGAAAUGGCGGCACACUGCUUUACCGUUUGAUCUUCUUGAAGUCGGCAGGUAACGUGGGCUACGAUGUCUUUGUCACCAACCUGUGUGUGGCCGACCUCUCAUGGGCAUUUAUCUCUUAA
Messenger RNA from Pomacea canaliculata, 1625 nucleotides. Its product is annotated as G-protein coupled receptor GRL101-like. The transcript has 2 exons. The record is from RefSeq and is a predicted model, not a curated record. NCBI's taxonomy places the organism in Eukaryota, Metazoa, Mollusca, Gastropoda, Architaenioglossa, Ampullariidae. Bases 519 to 1625 code for a protein of 368 amino acids. Gene Ontology annotation, molecular function: protein binding.